UAUAUAUUUAUUUGUUUAUUUAUUUACAGUCACCGGCGACUUUUCAUUUAUGAAGAGGACGGAAGCUGUCAAAGUAAAAGCCAUGGCACCCCCAAGGCAGAGGAAAGCCGCGUUUGACGACCUUGUAGAAGCCAUCCUCCACGAACGACUCUUCCAAAUUCUGCACACAAACACAAAUCUCACUAUCCAACAAAACACCCACCUGAACUCCUACGCAUCCGCAUAUAUUUCCAGCUCAUCUAUCGACUUUUUCCUCCAUUUCUUCCGUCCAUCAAGUCCAGAAUCUAUAAUUCUCUCUGUGCGGCCUUUUGAUCUGUGAUUUUGGGUGUGUUGUUAGAAAGGCUUGAUCUUUGGGUUUAAGACAAGAUUUGUGGGUUUUGGUUUGGUCUGCUGUGUGAUCCAUGGCGGACUUAGUGAAGCAAAUGUUGACGAAGCCGAUCCAAUGCGCGGACCAGGUGGUGAAAGCUGCGGAUGAGUCCUCCAGCUCGUUUAAGCAGGAGUGUGCGGAAAUCAAAUCCAAGACAGAGAAGCUGGCGUCACUGCUUCGACAGGCGGCUCGUGCCAGCUCCGAGCUAUACGAGCGGCCCACGCGCCGGAUCAUCGACGACACCGAACAGGUUCUCGACAAGGCCCUCUCGCUUGUCCUAAAGUGCCGGGCCAAUGGCCUUAUGAAGCGUGUAUUCACUAUAAUCCCGGCUGCGGCGUUUCGCAAGAUGUCAUCUCAGUUGGAGAAUUCGAUUGGCGAUGUUUCGUGGCUCUUGCGAGUAUCGGCCCCCGCCGAGGAUCGCGACGACGAGUACUUGGGUAUGCCUCCUAUUGCUCAAAAUGAGCCAAUUUUGUGUCUAAUUUGGGAACACGUUGCCAUACUUCAUACAGGGUCACUUGAUGCGCGAUCUGACGCUGCAGCUUCUCUGAUUUCGCUCGCGAGGGACGGUGAUCGAAACGGAAAGUUGAUUAUUGAAGAAGGAGGGGUUCAACCACUUUUGAAAUUGGUGAAAGAAGGGAGACCGGAAGGUCAAGAGAACGCUGCGAGGGCAAUUGGAUUUCUGGGUCGUGAUCCGGAAAGCGUCGAACACAUGGUACAUGCUGGUGUUUGUUCAGUGUUUGCGAAAAUACUUAAAGAAGGUCCUAUGAAGGUUCAGGCAGUUGUAGCCUGGGCUGUCUCUGAGCUCGUCGCUAAUUAUCCUAAAUGUCAAGAUCUUUUUGCUCAGAACAACAUAAUUCGGUUGUUAGUUGGUCAUCUUGCGUUCGAGACUGUUCAGGAGCAUAGCAAGUACAACGUUGUCAAGGCUACCUCCAUCCAUCAUGCUGUGGUAAUGGCAAGUACUAAUUCCAAUUCCAAUUCCGUUUCCGAUGCUGAUGGUAAUGGCAAUGCUAAUACUGCCAAAAAAAGGGUCGUCCAUGAUGAUUGGAACCAUAGGAUUUCCCAUCCUAAUGUGAAACAGACAAAGCCUCUGAUGCACGAUGUGGUCAAACGUACUAUGGCAAUGAUGGCUGUGCCUAAGCCACCAGUGCAACAAGGCAAUGGUACGACCCAAAACAAGAAUAUCAAGAACAAUGGUGCGGACAACGUGAAGCAAAAUCAUCAGCCAAGCCAUUCACUUUCUGGGCAUAGUCUUAAAGGGAGGGAAUCAGAUCCUACUAUCAAGGCCUACAUGAAAGCUAUGGCAGCAAGGGCACUUUGGCAACUCGCCAAACGAAACUCGCCUAUUUGUCGCAGCAUCACUGAAUCAAGAGCACUCUUGUGCUUUGCAGUUUUAUUAGAAAGAGGGUCUGAAGAUGUCCAAUACAAUUCUGCAAUGGCAUUGAUGGAGAUCACAGCGGUGGCAGAGCAUGAUGCUGAUUUGAGAAGAGCUGCAUUCAAGCCCAAUGCUCCUGCUUGCAAAGCUGUUGUUGAUCAAUUGCUGAGAAUCAUCGCCAAUGCUGAUUCCGACCUUCUAAUCCCUUGCAUGAAGGCUAUUGGGAAUUUAGCUCGAACAUUUCGGGCCACCGAGACAAGGAUGAUUUCGCCAUUUGUUAGUCUUCUCGAUGAGCGGGAAGCUGAGGUUACGAGGGAGGCUUGCAUUUCACUCACCAAAUUUGCCUGCACAGAUAACUAUCUCCACCUUGACCACUCCAAGGCAAUUAUAAGUGCUGGAGGAGCAAAGCAUUUGAUCCAACUGGUCUACUUCGGAGAACAAAUUCUUCAAGUUUCAUCAUUGAUUCUCCUAGGCUACAUUGCGUUACAUGUCCCGGAUAGCGAAGAGCUCGCGCAAGCUGAAGCGCUUGCAGUACUAGAAUGGGCAUCAAAGCAAUCCUUCCUGACACAGAAUGAAACUGUGGAGUCAUUGCUAGAAGAGGCCAAAAGUAGGUUGGAGCUUUACCAGUCUAGAGGUUCAAGGGGAUUCCGUUGAUCCCAACCAAAUGUGUCAAUUUAGUGUGUUUUGCAAACAAAAAAGAUGAAAACUUUACAAAUCUUCUUCUUUUUUUGUGUAUUUAAUUUAUCAUUAACAAAUUGUGUAUAUAACAUUAGUACUAUCAUGUUCAAAUGCCAUUUCCAGUAUGUUUUUCUCC
This is a messenger RNA of Tripterygium wilfordii, 2553 nucleotides long. RefSeq lists its product as uncharacterized. Gene Ontology annotation, biological process: cell surface receptor signaling pathway. Gene Ontology annotation, molecular function: protein binding. The transcript has a single exon. The record is from RefSeq and is a predicted model, not a curated record. Bases 402 to 2393 code for a protein of 663 amino acids. Lineage: Eukaryota; Viridiplantae; Streptophyta; Magnoliopsida; Celastrales; Celastraceae.